AUGUCAAUACCGACGCCACAAUACAGAUUGAGCGCCAUACGGAAUCACGACGUCUACGAACCCGCCGAAGAUACAUUUCUCUUGAUCGACGCCAUCGAAAAAGAUAUCAAAGUGAGUUGGAGGUUCAGGAAGAGUUGUGUAGGAGAACAGCUAAACUAAAAAUGAUACUUAUUCCAAUUCGUCGCCGGAAAAUUUUUGAAAACUCAAGGCCAUCGGUGAUAAAUUGAUUAAAUUUGGCGUUUCUUUACUGAUUUUUUUCAUAAACGGAGUCCUUUCACAACAAGGCCAAGUCCAUCAGAAGUCUCUUAAUUUUUCGAUCCGCCCUUUCUUGACUAGAGAAAGUAUCCUGAGCAAAGUACUUGAUUUAUUCCAGGAACUUCGUGAGAGAAACCCCAAAAUCGUGCUGGAAAUCGGUUGCGGCUCAGGCGUCGUCUCCACGUUCGUCAAUCAGGUCGAAUGACCUUUAACUCGAAGAAAAACGGCCAAGAUCUCCAGGCUUUGGGUGGGAACGUGACGUCAUUGGCCACCGAUCUCAACCCUCACGCCCUGGAAUGCACGCUGGAGACGGCGCGGCUCAACGACAUCAAGAUCGACGUCGUUAGAACCGAUUUGGAGACCGGCUUCGAUCAUUUACAAGUGGGAUUUCAUUUUAAAAAUGGAAUAUCGAUAAAUUCUUGAGUUUCGAUAUCAAAAUUUGAAUUUUAAGCUUAUUUACUUGUCGUCAAAUGUUGACGAUUUCAAAAAUAGGUAUUUUUAGCUAGGUUAAAAUUUCGAGAAAUUUCAAGGCGAGAUCCCGAAAAACCCUGAUUUGCAGGGAAAAGUCGACGUGCUGAUCUUCAACCCUCCCUACGUGCCGACUGAAGAAGAGCCGACGACGAAUAUAGUAUGAAGCAUGAUAAGACCAAAACACCUUCGAGAACCCUAGGAGAGGUGCUACGCCGGCGGACGGACAGGACGCAGCACGCUAGACCGCCUUCUACCACGAAUUCCAGACCUGCUAGCACCUGGCGGCGUCUUUUACCUGGUCGCCCUCCAUCAAAACGACAUUCCCGCUCUUCUGGCCCAUUCUUCGGCUCUCAGUUCAUCCAUCGCCAUGCAGCGUCGUUGCGGCAUAGAACACUUGUACAUUUUAAAGUUUGUCAAGAAUCCCUCAUGAUUUUUGUUAGUUAAAAUAUCUUUAUUUAAAGUUUGAGAAUGAUUAACAAAGGAAAGAGGAAAAUUCGAGAAAGAUAGCAAGUUUAGAAAAAAUGAAACUCAUUCGAGCAUGGUGGAAUAUAUUUUAGUUGGAAUAAAAAAGAAGAAGAGUAUAAUAAUCGUAAACCAUUUUCAAAAAUCCAGGUACCAUUGUAUAAUUUUUUUAAAGCAGAUCUUUUACUCCAAAGUCAAUUCAGUUUUGGAAAGAUGAUCAUUUUGUAGACAAGUUGCGAACUUUGAACACUGAUGAAUAUUUCAAUGUGAGCCGUUUUCAAAAUGGUUAUUUAUUGGUAAAACUUAAGACGGUAAUUAGUAAACUUGAGAGAGAGAGAGAGAGAGGGUUGCGCAAAAAAAUGUUAGUAAAAAAAUAAAAAUAAAAGUAAAAUUAAUUAUCAACUGAAAUUCAAUUAUCUCACAAGUUUUGAUUCAGAUGA
This is a messenger RNA of Caenorhabditis auriculariae, 1628 nucleotides long. The record is from the annotation of a GenBank genome assembly. NCBI's taxonomy places the organism in Eukaryota, Metazoa, Nematoda, Chromadorea, Rhabditida, Rhabditidae.